Molecule: messenger RNA, 771 nt
Organism: Ostrea edulis (European flat oyster)
Lineage: Eukaryota; Metazoa; Mollusca; Bivalvia; Ostreida; Ostreidae
Product: 39S ribosomal protein L18, mitochondrial-like
Exons: 6
Coding region: 61-696 (211 amino acids)
Biological process (GO): translation
Cellular component (GO): ribosome; mitochondrion
Molecular function (GO): 5S rRNA binding; structural constituent of ribosome
Source: RefSeq, a predicted model, not a curated record
AUAUUUCUUCUUCAUGGUUCAGAAUAAGUUAUAGCUCAAGGUAAUAAUAUCACUCAGAAAAUGUCACAUUGCAGAUCUCUGAUUUCCCAAGUGUCAUCAUCUUUAACUUGCUUUUGUAGAAGCCAGUCUAUAAACGCAUCUCGUAAUGUAGUUGCUCGAAGCUUAUCUUUGUCAUCAGCACGAAAUUCCGAUGACAAUAAAAACUAUGAAAUAAAUCCUGAAUUCAUCAACAGGAAUGAUAGCUGCUUAGAGUAUAUGAAUAUUUUACCAAAGAGAAGGGGAUGGAGAUUUCAGAGACCCACAAGAAAUUUUUAUUACAAAGUCAAUAUUAAUCUCACCGCCACAAAAGUGGAGAUAUUCUUGGAGCACUCUUCAGGGAAGAAAGUUGUGUCGGCAUCAUCCACAGAAUGGGCAAUAAGGCAGUUCCUCUACAGUGGCAGAGACUUUGCCGCAGCAGUGAAUACUGGACGUGUGUUCGCAGAGCGCUGUCACAGAGCUGGCAUUGUUAGUGUAUUCUGGGACCCAGUCAGUCCAGGAGGGGAAAAGGUGAAGGCAAUAUUGAAUACUUUGGAGGAAUCAGGAAUUCAGAUAGGAGAGGAUGAGGUGGUAGAGAGACAAUUCAAACCAGGAAUGAACUAUGAUGGCAAAAAUCGAAUGGGCGAGAGGAAGAGAUCCGAUGAUGUGCAGAUCAUAUAAUUCAAUCCAUUCAAAAGUGUUCUUUCUAUGAAUUUCAUUGUGAUAUUAUGGCAUAUUAAAUGGUCAUUUCUUUUU